Ricinus communis (castor bean) is the source of this 2238-nucleotide messenger RNA. RefSeq names its product vacuolar protein sorting-associated protein 26C. The coding region runs from base 1041 to 1898 and encodes 285 amino acids. The transcript is spliced from 9 exons. Gene Ontology annotation, cellular component: endosome. The record is from RefSeq and is a predicted model, not a curated record. NCBI's taxonomy places the organism in Eukaryota, Viridiplantae, Streptophyta, Magnoliopsida, Malpighiales, Euphorbiaceae. Gene Ontology annotation, biological process: intracellular protein transport.
CUUAAAAAUUUAUCUCACAAGGAAGCUUCUAUUUGCUUCUUGGUGAAAUAAGAAUUACCUGUGGAAUAUAUGUAAAAUGCAAAACAAGGAGUUAUAGUUACAGUAUUUAGUAAUGGUGGAUGUACAUUUAGUGUUUGAUUUAUGCAGCUUUGUGCUCUAGAGCUAUGUUGAUAUUUUUGUGGAUUUGAUUUUGAUGUAGUCCACAUAGGAAGCUAGGAUUAGGUCUGACACGUAGAAUAAUGUGAAAGAUAAAAGAAUAGGAAAUUCUGUGGGAAAUUAAGGUUUUCAUUGCAGCAUGAUUUAGGUUUUAGAUAUGAUAAAUGAACCUCUUGGGCUGGAGAGUAUAUGGCUUUUGGUAAUAUAUAUAAUGCCAUAGAUGAUAAUUAUGGGGCACAGAUUAGGAUUUUCAAUGAGGAUAUGUAGAUUUCUAUGUUGAAAAGACCACCAUCAUAUUCGGGCACAAAAGGCACCUCAAGCCUAAGCACAAUUCACAUGCAAGUGCUGAGAAAUGUAAGGUGCAUAUCAACAGAAAAUGCAAAAUAAUACAAUUAGCAAAUCUUGUAAUUGAAGAACAAUUAAAUUCAAAAUUAAAUAUCCAUGUUGCAGAGAAGAUAAUUGUCAUAGAUGUUGUAUAUAAAAUAGGAUUAUAUAUAGCAAUUAGAAGAUUGGUUUAAUUAGGAGUCUUAAAUUAAUUAGGAUUGUAUGUAGUGUGUGUGUGUGUAUGUAUAUAUGGGUGUAACUCUAUUCAUUAUGUAAUUGAAUCCUUUGGUUAAAUUACAUGGUAUUAGAGCACCAGGUCUGUACCUUUUGGAAUCUCUUUAAAAGAAAAAAAUUACAAACAAUUUAGAAAUUUACAAACAGGGGUAGGUUUUAGGGUUUCUCGGGUCCCCUUCCUCCGCUGCUUUGCUACUCUCACCGCUUGCACCAGAGGGAGCGCUAGCCGUCGAUAGACCUUUGCCUGAAGUUUUGUCACUAGAAACCCUGCGCAUGACCCACAUGGGUCGCUAGAAGUUCUCUGCUACAAAUCCACGUGUCGGCGCAUGGAGGUGCGUCCUUUGUCGGAAUUUGCUUCGGUUUUUCUUGAUCAACUCGCCUCGGCUUCUACAACUUGUUUGUGUUCUUGUUUGGGUCAGCAUCAUUGUGUUGGGAUCUCUUAUGUUAUAGGAAUAAGAGCUUUGAGAUCAGAUCUUCAGGAAAAAUUGGUUCAGAUACCAUUUUCUACAAUUCUGAAGAAACCUGGAGAAGAAAAUUUAGAAAGGUUUUAUGAGACUUUCCAUGGAACAAAUGUUAGCAUUCAGUAUUUGGCAACUGUAGAUAUAAUCAGAGGAUACUUGCAUAAAUCGUUAUCUACAACCAUGGAGUUUAUAGUUGAAAGUGACAAAGUUGAUCUUCUUGAGAGACCAGUUUCUCCUGAAAUGGCUAUCUUUUACAUUACUCAGGACACUCAAAGACAUCCCUUGCUUCCUGAAUUAAAGUCAGGUGGUUUUCGAGUGACUGGAAGAAUAUCUACUCAAUGUUCCUUGUUGGAUCCUAUCAGUGGCGAGCUAAUAGUAGAAAGAUCUGCAGUUUCCCUUCGCUCCAUUGACAUUCACUUGCUUCGAGUAGAGUCAAUUCUUCUUGGAGAGAAAAUUGUGACUGAAACCUCUUUGAUUCAGACCACACAGAUAGCAGAUGGAGAUGUCUGUCGCAAUGUGACUUUUCCCAUAUAUGUUAUUCUACCCCGUCUUUUGACUUGUCCUACUGUCUUAGCCGGACCAUUUUCAAUUGAGUUCAAAGUGUCCAUUGUUAUCAGCUUUCAGUCAGAACUGUCCAGAUUGCAUACAAAAUCUGAUCCAAGAACUCCAAGACUCUGGCUUGCAAUGGAAACUUUACCGCUUGAACUUGUCCGAUCAAAGUGAGCAAUCAAUCCGGAGGAAAUAAUAUACAGCGAUCUUUUAUAUGCCUUUCAAGAUUGCCCUGAAGGUACAGAGGCAAUAGUGCAAAUACAGCAGUGUCCAUCCGAAAUAUGCUUGGGUGUCUGUAUGUUCAGAACUAAAACUAUUAUUAUGAAUGUAAAGUCUACACCUUCAGAUUGAAAUCAUGAUAUCAGCAUAUGUAAACUUCACUGAAGCAAGACCCUGUAUAUCUUCUUGGGUCCUAAACUAUUUCUGCGCCAUGCUCCGGUUGUUUGUUGGUAAUUAUUGAUGGAUUGAUUGAGAUAAUAUAAACAGGGUUAUCCUUUUUCUGCACCAACCAAAA